Molecule: messenger RNA, 2800 nt
Organism: Cryptotermes secundus
Lineage: Eukaryota; Metazoa; Arthropoda; Insecta; Blattodea; Kalotermitidae
Product: WD repeat-containing protein 75
Exons: 15
Coding region: 120-2681 (853 amino acids)
Biological process (GO): positive regulation of transcription by RNA polymerase I; positive regulation of rRNA processing
Cellular component (GO): nucleolus
Molecular function (GO): RNA binding; protein binding
Source: RefSeq, a predicted model, not a curated record
AGUGAACUCUGUUGGUUGGCUAUCUUGUCCGAUCAAGCCAUAAAGGAAUUAUUUGUCAAUGACUGUUUGAUGUGUUUGGUGUCUGUGACUGCGCAUGGUGAUUUGUAAAUAAUGUAAUCAUGAAAAGUACCGAAGAAAAAUUGCUGCUGCGAAGAAGAGGUGGGGGAAGUGUAAUUGAACGUUCUCCCGUAUUUUCUUCAGAUGCAGAGAUACUGUAUGUUGUAUGUGGUUCUGUUGUUCGAGCGUACGGUGUCAGGACUGGCGAACUGAUUACUGAGUAUGAAAAAUUGAAGGGGAAAAUUGUAGGUGUUCAGCUUCAUCCAAUCAAUCCUGAUGUUAUAGUAGCCUGUUCUGAAAAUGGAGAGCUUAUUCAAUGGAACUGUGGCUCAAGACUACCAAGCAGUAUAAUGGGUCUCAAAUUUAAUAAUGCACAAACUGCUACUGUGACUGGCUUCCAUUUGCUGCCACCAAAUCCCCAAGAAAGUGAAACCAAUAAGUGCAUUGUAUGUGUCGUGUGGAAGAAGGCUAACAAUGAUGUAUCUCAGCUGUCAACAUUCUGCAGUCAGACAGGAAGUUUUCUACUCAACAUGAAGUUCCGAUUGGAUGAUCAUGCACAUAAUGUUGCCUUUGGAGGUAGACCAGGGGGAGAGUAUGUAGCAGGGAUUCACAAAAAUGUGUUACAGUUCUCUGAUGCUGUUGAAUGGAAGGAAUGUGACAAGCAGUAUAUUGGUGGAGGACGAUGGUUCACAUGUGUGGCAUGUCACCCAGAGGAACGCUGCAUUGCCACAGGGGACAACACAGGGCGCGUUCUUAUUUGGUGGAACCUGCUCACUUCAGGAAAGCCAACAUGGGCUGUGUAUCAUUGGCAUGCAUUGCCUGUCCAAGCCAUAACUUUCUCACAAGCAGGAAGUCAUUUCUACAGUGGAGCAGGAGAAUGUGUGCUUGUGAAGUGGACUCUGGACAAACCUUUGGAUAGAAAGUUUCUUCCGCGGUUACCUACUCCAAUUUGUCAUCUGUCGAUGGGCCCAGACAAUAAAUACUUGGCUGUAUCUACCAGCGACAAUGGUAUUCAGAUUCUUGAUCCGCAGCUGAAACUGAUCAGCAUGAUCCAGCACUUCACAUGGCAGGUUGAAGCCAAGCAUGGCUUACCACUGUUCCCAGCGGGGAUUACUGUGGAUCCACGCACCAAGGCAAUGGUGUUGAAUGGAAGGACUGGUCAUGUCCAGUUCUAUUCACCUCGCAGCACGACCCUCCUGUACAAUAUGGACAUCACAGGGAUGAAUUACCUCACUCAGGAGCGUAAUGAUGUGAUCGUGAAUACAGAUGUUACUAAAGUAUCUCUGAAUUGCAAUGGACACUGGAUGGCUACAGUGGAACAGCGCGAUGAUGGAGAAACUAAUAUGGAGGUCCGCCUUAAAUUCUGGCAUUAUGACAAUGUGAAACAAAGUUUCUCUUUGAACACAUCUGUGGAGCUGCCUCACCAGGGAGGAGUCACAGCAUUAGCAUUCCAACCAUCUCCAGAUCCACAGCAACAGUUGGCAGUAACUGCUGGCAGAGAUUUCAGAUUUCGCAUUUGGGGCCUUGUAGAGUCUACCAACAUUUACAAGAAAGGAAUUAUGGUCUGGAGGUGUGAAAGUGUGGGCUUCUUCAGAAAUCUGCCAGCUAGAGAUAUAAGCUUUUCUGCUGAUGGCUCCCUCAUGGCUGUAACAUUUGGUCCUACGCUCACUUUAUGGGUGCCAGAAACCAAUCAACUCAAGUGUAGUCUCACUGAUAUACACUCUCAGACAAACCUCAGCCAUGUGGAGUUUGGAAUGGUGGACUGUAGUCACCUGGUAGUAACGGGCAGCCCGGUGAAUAUUAAUGUGUGGAAUUUGCUGACAUUGUCUCUUAUCUGGAGGGUUCCUGUUCAUGUCAACAUACUAACAGCUGAUCCAUGUUCAGAAUUCAUGGCAGUAUUCACAUCCAGUAAUGACUUGUUUGUAUUCUCUCCGAGAUGCUCGAAACCGGUGUACAUGCAAGAGGCCAUUGUUCCUGUUAACUGCUCUCUCUUGUGUGCUGCAUUUGUCCCCCAUUUUGGUUUAGAGAGGACAUCUGGAAUUUCAUGGCAAGAGCAUUCACAACUUUACUUUCUGGACUCUAGUCAGGAGUUGCUGACAUUAGAGAGACCUUGUGAAGAUGCAAAUGAAAAGGAAGGACUAGCUUUGCCAAUUUCAUCUCUUCAGCCAGCUACAUUUUUCAGCACAUUCUUGGCUAAACAUAGGACUUCAGACGUGGAGAAACUGCGUGUUAACACCGAGCAACAACUUGGAGUUCCAGGUGCUACUGCCCUCAGAGAGUUGCUGAGCGCUCCAGCCCACACAAUGCCGCCAGUAAGUCUACUGUGUGGUCCACUUCUCCACUCACUUGUAGCUUCUGACGUCAAGCAAACAGCAGGAAAGAAAACAACUUUAAAACAUGAAGAGAUGUCUGAAGCAAGUAGAAUGGAGACAGAAGAUUCAGAGGUAGACAGUGAAGAUGGGGCAUCUGGAAUUGAACUGAUGAAACCAAAGGAAUUAAAAGUUGAAUCUUGCAAACUUCCAGUGAUUGAUUCCACAAGGACUGUAAGUGCAGCAGAUGUGGAGUCUAGGCUUGUGUCUGUCUUGAAAGAGGAUGUUGACUGGACAUUACUGCUGGUACAGUGACCACAGUGAGCGCUCUGCUGUACGCAGACAGCUGGCACCUACAGACAGCCAAUCUCACUCUUAACAAAAAAUUGUGAUUUCGUUUUGUAAAAUAUAUUUCGAUAUAGAGACGGUUUAAA